CCAAAUCUCACCUCAUUAACUACCGCACUGAGGGCCAAGGCGAGAACACGGAGGUGCCGCUACUGAAUUUGCCCGUACAACAGGAUGCAAAUAUGGUCAUGGCUAAAAACACUUUUGCAUCGGCGCCCAUGGCAGGUAUGGGUUUCCAAAAAUCUGUCUCUUCAAUGGAUGGGAUGAACGGAGCUCUUUAUGGAGAAGGUUUCACAGGAGCCCAGAGAGAAGAAACAUGGGGGAAUCAGCCCAGCAGCAGAGGCUACUAUUCGGAGUUUGAGAGCAGAGAAUCAGGAGGAGGGGGAGGAAUGUAUGAUGGCAUGGCUCUGCCAGACCACUUCCUGGGACAGUACUACGGUCAGAAGGUGAGAAGCGAAAACGAAAACCUUGGAGGGAAGGAUGGCCUUUUAGUUUAUGACUACGAGGGUCAGGGCUCCCUAGCUGGAUCAGUGGGCUGCUGCAGCCUCCUGGAGUCCGAGAACGACCUGCAGUUCCUCGAUGACCUCGGCAUGAAGUUCAAGACCCUGGCUGAGGUGUGCGGAGGCAAGAAGAUCCAAACUGAGGUCAAACCAGCCUUCAUUCCUCAGCCCAGUCCCUCCAUCCACACUCACACCUCAGCAUCAAGUGUGAUGACCCAACAGAUGCCUCCUCCAUCCCAGGUGCAGCCGCCCGCCCCUCAGACUGUGGUCAGGGAAAAAUCUGAACAUUCUCAGGUGGUGAAGGACUGCAGGGCCAGAGCAAUGGAAGGGAUGACCACAGUGAAAACAGGGAGGACCACAGUAAAUGAAGGGAUGACCACAGUGAACACGGGGAGGACCACAGUAAAUGAAGGGAUGAUGAAUCAAGGCCAGAUGAUUUUGCUACAGCCGCAGCCGCAGCCAGUCUACUACACCACCGCCACCCCUGUGCUGCAGCAGAUGCAGUACAUGGUCCAGCCACAGGUUCAGAACACUGUGAUGCUGGCGGAGGCACCAACCUCUAACCUGCAGGGCAUGGUACUGCUCAACGGCACCCAGACUGGACAUGCCCAAGGCAUGGUGGUUCAGGGACAGACAAUGAUGUCCAGCGGGCAAGCCGGGGGCCAACGCAUGGUGCUGUUGGAUGGGAACGGUAUCCAUGGAAGUGGUGGCAACCUCAUCCACACUGGCAACCUUUCUGGCUCCCAGACCAUGAUGGUGGUGGAGGGGAACGGGAUCCAUGGAAGUGGUGGCAACCUCAUCCACACUGGCAACCUUUCUGGCUCCCAGACCAUGAUGGUGGUGGAGGGAAAAGUCCCUACAGGGACAAUGAAAGGGCAUCAUGGCAGUCAGACCCUCCUCAUGCAGGGGGGCACUCUGCAGUCAGGGGGGCUUUCAGGAUCUCAGAGGGUCCUGGUGGUCGGAGGGCAAAGCAAGGGAGGGCAUCUGGUCCAGGAGGCAGGAGGUCUGUCUCAAAAGAAUGGCGUCUCUGGCUCUAAAAAGGUCCUUUAUAGCAAGGGCAAAACAUCUGCUGGCUCUCAGAGCAACGUGGUGACUUCCUCUAGCACCACAGAGAGCAAAACCCCCACCUACCGCAAGGUGUUGGUGCAGGAGAAAUUCACUGAGUUAUAAUAUAGGAAUGGAAACUGUAAAAUAGAGUUCAAACUUCUGGCAAGGCAGCCUCAGAUAUUUUAACAAGAGUAUGUCAAUUUCUGUUUAUUUGUGGAGGGUGUGCGUGAGCAGUUUGGCAAGAAAUGAAACUACAUGUAGAUGCAUGUUCGUAUAGCUGCUUCUAUUUCACUAAAGCAUAUCCGCCUGUUUUUUAAAGAAUACAUUCAUUAUCACAGUUUUCUGAAGAAAAAGCACUUUACAACAAGUUUUUUUUUUCUUCAAUGUUUGAAUGGUUUUGGCAAGUAUUUUUGUUAACUUAUUCUGCACUGAUAGGGUAUAGGGUUAGCGUCAGAAGCCAUGUGGCAUGCAGCAUGGACACAAGUACAUUUACUAAUUAGGAGAUAGUCGAUAUUUUUAAUACAUUGAGCUCAAUUGUGUGUAUUACAAAAUUAAUGUUUGUAAGAAACAAAACAUAAAUUGUUUGUUCUGUUCAUUUGUUUCCACUAACUUGCACUUUGGUUUUUCUGUAAUGGGACCUGAUCUAAACAUGUUUCAUCUACAAAUACAAAUGUUUUUAUAUUCAUAUGAUUUUGAUAGUUGCUCUUGAAUAAAUGGUUAAUGGUAAAUGCUGGGUACAAGGUUUUUAAAGGCUCCCUGUCAUGACGUUAUGUGUUAUUUAAUGUCAUUCUAAAAUCUAUAAUUGCAUAUUUUGCUAUGUUUACGAAUGUAACGUUAUACUAUUUUUUUUAAAUGGUAAAAACUAGGGUUGAUUCAGUUGAAUGUGUUGGGAUAAAAAAAUGUCAAUGUAAAUGUCUGUCCCCGAUGGGAAACAUGUAUCUACCACUAACUUCAAUAAACGUUUCUACAAUUCA
This is a messenger RNA of Trematomus bernacchii (emerald rockcod), 2431 nucleotides long. RefSeq names its product desmoglein-2-like. Gene Ontology annotation, molecular function: calcium ion binding. Gene Ontology annotation, cellular component: membrane. The transcript has 2 exons. Gene Ontology annotation, biological process: homophilic cell-cell adhesion. The record is from RefSeq and is a predicted model, not a curated record. Bases 93 to 1580 code for a protein of 495 amino acids. Lineage: Eukaryota; Metazoa; Chordata; Actinopteri; Perciformes; Nototheniidae.